Messenger RNA from Closterium sp. Naga37s-1, 1299 nucleotides. Lineage: Eukaryota; Viridiplantae; Streptophyta; Zygnematophyceae; Desmidiales; Closteriaceae. The record is from the annotation of a GenBank genome assembly.
AAAUGUGUCCAGCUGAAUCAAGAGAGGGCUGCUAUGGCUGCCGCUUUUGCUGCUGAAGAGUCAUUGAAGCAGGAAGAGUCUACUUAUUGUGCUGAUGGAAACCCGAACAGUUUCAUUAUUAAGUCACUUCACGACAUGGGUGUUGGCUUGAGCCCAACAGCGGAAUCUGAGAUGGAAGGUGUUGAUUUUGAAGACAGUGAGAGUGAACCUGACAAAUUUAGAGCGAAUAUUCAACUUCAAGAAGUCCAGAACUUUCAGGACGGUCAUGACUUUCCUGUUCCUGCUUCUCAGAGGCCAUGUGACACAGCGCUUGAGCCGUCAGAUCUGGAAAUUCGUGAUGUAGGCACACCUUCCUCUCGCACUGCUGAUUUGGCAAGUCCGGGUGGAAUCUUAUCUCAGAGCAACGGUUCUGUUUCACUGCCAACCACGCCUCAAGUGUGGACACCCCUGUACCAGAAUGGAUCAGGGAGGUCAUUUACUGGCUCUCCAGGAUUUUCAGGUCCAACCACAUCUGAGCUUUUGGCUGCAACAUCCAGCUUGAGAGCUCGAAGAGCAGCUCUUUUGGCAUUGCCAUCUCUCCAGAUUCCGAGCUUUCUUGCCUCCCCAGGGCCUAUUGAAUCAUUUUCUGCCGUUCGUGGAUUUUCUGGGAGCAUCCUCCCAGGAAGUUCCAUCCCGCCAGUUCAAGCUCCUCUGGGACAGCUCAGUUCCUUCAACUCUCAAACCAACCAGCCACGCUCCGCACCUCUGUUACCAUCUGUUGAUUCAGACCCAACUUAUUUGGCUGCUUCAACGAUUGAUCGAACUCCAGGAUGGCAGAAGCCAUGGUUAGGAGAAGGCCUGGCAUCUGACAUCCCAUCUCCCAGCCUGGCUGUACUUGGGGGUUCUGCCACUCCUAGGCAGGAAGUUGUACCAGCUGGUAGGCUUCAUGACUUUUUGAAGGUGGAAAACUGGGGAGCUUUGCGAGCAGUGCCAGCCUCAGCUUUUUCCGGGUUCAUGUCAGGUCCUUCAUCUCCUGCUCCUCCAACUGCUACUGUGCUGGCCCGCUCUCUCUCCAGUGCAGCACUUCUUGAUUCAGUUGCUUCUCCUUCAAUCACUGCUACUGCUGCUGCAGAAGCUGCAGUAGCUGCUGCGGCAGAUGCUGCUGCCAGCGCUGCUAGUCCAACCAAUCCGCUGUACAAGACCGAGCUGUGCCGGUCUUGGGAAGAGACGGGUGCCUGUCGUUAUGGAGGGAAGUGCCAGUUUGCACAUGGAAGAGAAGAGCUACGAGCCGUUGCACGCCAUCCCAAGUACAAGACUGAG